CUUUGGUGAUAAACAGAUGUAGAUUAAUAAGUUUUAAAAUUUAUUCAUAUAAAUAUAAAAAGUAAAGUAAUUUAACUGCUUAUUGCUGAAAGAAAAAUUAGAGAAAGGAAUAUAGAAAUUAUAAUUUGAGUUUAUAUUACAUUUAUAUUUAAUUUCUGUGACACUUAAUUUCUAUGGCAUGGCGAUGGGUGCCAAUAUGUUUGCUCGGGUUUCGUUUUAUCCAACACUUUUUUAUAAUGUCUUAAUGGAAAAGAUUACCAGACGCAACUGGUACGAUCGUAUCGAUGAUAAUGUUAUAUUAGGAGCACUACCAUUUCGUUCUCAAGCCAAUGAACUUAUUCAAAAAGAAAACAUGAAAGCUGUCAUUUCGAUGAAUGAAGAUUAUGAGCUGACAGUCUUCUCUAAUAAUUUAACGAAAUGGCAACUUAUGGGAGUUGAGUUUUUACAAUUGGCUACCACUGACAUAUUUGAAUCGCCGUGCCAAGAAAAAUUGCAUAAAGGCGUAGAAUUUAUUAACAAAUUUUUACCUCGCGAUAACCGCAUUAAAGGCUUAAGUACCACCGACAGUCCUGAAAAUGUAGGCACCGUAUACGUGCAUUGUAAGGCGGGACGUACUCGCAGCGCUACAUUAGUGGGUUGUUAUUUAAUAUUGAAGAACGACUGGACUCCUGAACAAGCGGUCGAACACAUGCGAAUUUGCCGUCCUCAUAUAUGGCUGCAUACUCAACAAUGGGAAGCUUUAAGAGAAUUUUAUAAAAACCAUAUCAAUAGAAAGCAAUCUUAAACGUCAUGUGCCCUUUUGAGCAUCAGCAACAUCCCUCUUACAUAUAUGUAUAUAUAUAUAUAUUUCUUUUU
Messenger RNA from Glossina fuscipes, 855 nucleotides. It is a transcript of the gene PTPMT1, whose product is annotated as phosphatidylglycerophosphatase and protein-tyrosine phosphatase 1. The transcript is spliced from 4 exons. Gene Ontology annotation, biological process: protein dephosphorylation. Lineage: Eukaryota; Metazoa; Arthropoda; Insecta; Diptera; Glossinidae. Gene Ontology annotation, molecular function: protein tyrosine/serine/threonine phosphatase activity; phosphatidylinositol-4,5-bisphosphate 5-phosphatase activity; phosphatidylglycerophosphatase activity. Bases 179 to 784 code for a protein of 201 amino acids. The record is from RefSeq and is a predicted model, not a curated record.